AUGGGUAUCUACGGAGAUUACCAGAAGAAGCGUGAAGCUGCUUAUGAUAAGAGACUCGAGCAGCGUGUUCGCACAUGGAUGGAAACCCUCAUCAAGCACAAGAUCGAGGGCCCAACUUUCCAGGAAGGCCUUAAGAACAUGAAGGCUCUCUGCGAUGUUAUCAACGCUGUUUAUCCAGGCAAGAUUAAGAGAAUUCGUGACUCAAACGUUAUGCUUUUCUGCCGUGAAAACUUCGGCUCCUUCACACAGGCCUGCCUUAGCAUUGGUGUUGCUCAGACAGAUCUUUGCCAGUUCGAAGAUAUCUACGACAACCGCAACAUGGGACAAUUCCUUGUUACAAUGGUUUCCGUUGCUAGAAAGAUUCAAUACAGCCCAGGCUACCAUGGCCCAAUCCUUGAGGAUGCUGUUAAGCAGGCCACACAGAACAAGAGACAAUUCACAGAGACUCAGCUCCGUGCUGGUGAAUCUGUUCUUCCACUUGCUCAGGUUGGAAUGAACGAGGCUUCUUCAGCAGCUCUUGAGGCUUCCCGCUAUGUUGAACACGGCAUUAUCAUGGAUCCAGCCCUCAAUCCAAACAACAAGAGGAAGUAA
Molecule: messenger RNA, 591 nt
Organism: Trichomonas vaginalis G3
Lineage: Eukaryota; Parabasalia; Trichomonadida; Trichomonadidae
Product: actin binding
Exons: 1
Coding region: 1-591 (196 amino acids)
Biological process (GO): actomyosin structure organization
Molecular function (GO): actin binding
Source: RefSeq, a predicted model, not a curated record